CAGAAUUGGAGGCCUCGCCGAACAAGCACGACGCAAUAGAAUUGGAUAUCUCGCCGAACAAGCACGACGCAAUAGAAUUGGAUAUCUCGCCGAACAAGCACGACGCAAUAGAAUUGGAUAUCUCGCUGAACGAGCACGACGCAAUAUAAUUGGUUGCCUCGCCAUACGAACACGACACUACAGAAUUGGAUGCCUCGACGAGCGAACACAAAACAAUUUUCGACGAGAUAAUUUCAUUUCGAAAAUUCAACGUACUCUGUUUCUAUUCGAAUUAUUAUCUGGAUUAUAAUCAUAAUUGUGGAUUUAUUAUAUCACAAUUUUAAUCGUACGUACAUUAUCCCAUUAUUGAACUUAACGAUAAUAUUCAUAAUAAAUAACGAUUAUUCACGAACAAUUGAUAUAUUGGUGCAAUUUAGUAAGUCUGUUCCAUUUUAUAAAUUGUACCUUUUGUUAUUAUCAUUUUUUUCAUCGAUUCAUUUCUCUCAGUGACAAUUACGUUAUAUUCGCAUACUAUUUAAUUUAUUAUUAUUAUUAGUAGUAAUGUCUUUAAAUAACGAAACAAUCGAUCUUUCACAGUCACCAUCCGUGGGAGUUAUUAAUGUUACUAUUCCCUCUUUUAAUGUUAAUGAUCCUCAACUCUGGUUUAUUAGACUUGAAAAUUACUUCGUAGCCAAUCGUAUUCUUUUACAGCGACAUAAGUUCGGCUAUGCAAGCUCACUACUUCCAGAUGAAGUAGCAGUCAAGGUACGAGAGGUCCUAACUAAGCCGGAUGCGGUAAAUCCGUACGACGUAUUGAAACAGGCCGUAAUAAAAGCUCUCUCGUUAAACGACCGGCAGGCUGUCGAGCAGUUGCUCAGUGAAGUUCAAAUCGGAGAUAGAACGCCUUCGCAGUUAAAAACGUAUAUGAGCAACGUAAUUGGAGACAGAAAUGUGGAUAAAAAUAUAUUUUACCACUUAUGGUUGCGACGACUCCCACCGAACGUACAGCAGAUCCUCGCUGUUGGAGAUAGCGAUGUAGACAUAGACAAUAUCGCUAAAAUAGCCGAUAAGAUUUACGAGAGAAUGAGAAAUGCGACUUCACAAACACUCAACUUCACAGUUGACGAAAGAAUCGAGGCCUUGCAAAAGGAAAUUAAUGCGCUAUGCCAUAAACUAACGAGUCUAAAUCACAACGACAGGAAAAGAAGUUGGUCGCGCAGCAGAUCAAGAGAUAGAAACCGAUCAUUUUCUAAGGGACUACCAGAUCCUGCUAUAUGCUGGUACCAUCAAACAUUUGGGUACAGAGCUCGAAAAUGCAGGUCUCCAUGCAAAUUUAAACGAUCCCAACGAUUCUCAGUAACGACUACGAAAAUCAACGCAGCUCCCACGAGCAAUCGUUUAUUCUAUGUUCAGGACAGAGUAACGGGCGCGCAGUUUUUAGUAGACACGGGAGCAGAGAUAAGCGUCGUCCCUCCAUUGAGCAACGAAAAACAAAAUAUCGAUACUGCGCUAACUCUUAAAGCAGCGAAUAGAUCCGAUAUAAAGACAUAUGGCAAG
This is a messenger RNA of Schistosoma rodhaini, 1536 nucleotides long. The record is from the annotation of a GenBank genome assembly. Lineage: Eukaryota; Metazoa; Platyhelminthes; Trematoda; Strigeidida; Schistosomatidae.